GUUUGUGUUUUGAUUCCUCCAAAGGGAAGUUGCGAGAAGAAAGGGAGGAGACGUGUCGGGGCCAUUGGCCAACAAGUACAAUUUAUCCCCGCUUCUUGCGCCAGAAGUAUAAGUGAGGAUAUAAUAUCUUCUCAGCGUUGACAUUCGACAGGUUUAAAAUCCACCGUCUGGCUCUCAGUGAAAAGGUGCUGACAGUGAAGCGUCUGAACACACACGGGACACCUGAGGGGGAACGUACGAGGUCAUGGCCAGCAGGGGAGGAGCGACAAGACCCAACGGAGCCAACGGCGGCAACAAGAUCUGUCAGUUCAAGCUGGUGCUGCUGGGGGAGUCGGCCGUGGGCAAGUCCAGCUUGGUGCUCCGCUUCGUUAAGGGCCAAUUCCAUGAAUUCCAGGAGAGCACAAUAGGAGCUGCCUUCCUCACCCAGACAGUGUGCCUGGACGAUACAACGGUCAAGUUUGAAAUAUGGGACACGGCCGGCCAGGAGCGCUACCACAGCCUGGCCCCCAUGUACUACAGAGGAGCGCAGGCUGCCAUCGUGGUCUACGACAUCACCAACGAGGAGUCUUUUGCACGGGCCAAGAACUGGGUGAAGGAGCUGCAGAGACAAGCCAGCCCGCACAUAGUCAUCGCUCUGUCGGGCAACAAGGCAGACUUGGCCUCCAAGAGAGCCGUCGACUUCCAGGACGCUCAGUCCUACGCAGACGACAACAGCUUGCUCUUCAUGGAGACGUCGGCCAAGACGUCCAUGAAUGUCAACGAAGUUUUUAUGGCCAUCGCCAAGCGAUUGCCCAAGACGGAGCCUCAGCUCGCCAGCGCCAACAGCGGUCGGAACCGCGGUGUGGACCUGACGGAGGCCGCCCAGCCCGCAAAGGCCCCUUGCUGCAGUACCUAGGACACUGCCCCCAACCCCAUCCCCUACCCUACCCCACCCCACCCCACCACCACCAUGCCUGCCCCUCAUCUUCUUUGCCCGACCAACCACACAUAGCAGUAACUAUAAGGCGGGAGCGACACGAGAUAAGCUGAUUUGUGUAUAAUCACGACAUAUCACCAUGGUAACGUAUACUGACGGCCUCACAGCCAUGAAGAGCUCCACCUAGUGGCCAGUGAAAGUGGAAUUGAGUCCAUUUAGGGUCCCUUUGCAUCGUGUGUUAUCAUUCAUUGUGUUAGCAGUGAUUGGGAAACCUAAUAAGAGACAAAAGUGCUCCAUCUUAGAGGAAGCGCUCACUUCCCUUUUUUGGGAUUACUCCAACUACUGCCUUGCUAACAACAGUCUACUGUUUUCUAAUGUCAUGUUAUUCAUAAUCUACAAAUGCUAAAUGUUUUAAAAAUAAAUGGAGGAUUAGAGCAGACGGGGCUGACACCACUGCCCCCUGGUGGCAUCGUGGUGUGUCUGCAGGGAUCAACAGCAGCAGAAAUCCCUGAAAAGUUCCAUUUCAAAUACGAAUACUGCGUGCAUACGCAAACAUGUGGACUUUGUCUCUGCGGUUAUUCUUUGUCCUCGCUGCAGACUUCCUGUUCCUCCUUUGCUGGCUUUGCACGCGGAAGUGAUGAUAUCCUUAAAAAGUGGGGAGUUGCAAUACGGAAAAGGGCGCUUCAUGAUUUUGUUCAUUACAAUUAUUAGUCACCUUGAUUAGCAAGUGCUUUAGACACACGUUUGCGUGUCUAUUUUCUAUUUAUGUGUUUAUGUCAGGACACAAAACACGCAAUUCCUUCCCCCCUCGUAACAUGAUUGUACACUUUUUACUCAUGCCUUGCACUAAUGACUCAUGGUUAUAUCUCGUCAUAAUCACCGCCAGUGUGAUAUAAAUCAAUAUAUAGAAAUAAUAUACUGUACAUAGGGUGUUGUAGUCUUACCUGGAUUGGAUUAGCAGUGACUCAUUGUUGAGAUAAAUCAUGUCUAGGAAGGAAAAGUCCGUACAGGGAGGGGUUAGCACGAUGCCUCAAACUCACAGUAUGGAGAUCUGGAAUCCAAAAACAUGCUUGGUUGGUAGGUUCUUUGAUGAGAAUAUGUCAAAGGGGUUAAUUGAUUUCAGGAGUUGAAUGAAGAUAGAGAGCAAUUAAAGGCUCAGAAAGCAAACCAGCUUUUUCACAUGUUAUGGCAUACUGACUUUGGGCUUUUCAUCCAAAUUCUGACUAUAUGAGGAAGUACGUUGUAAGGAAUCUAUAGAAUAUAAGACUUUUUGAAUUGAACUACUGAAGUAAACAAACUUUUCAGAGAUAUUCUCAUUUUAUAGAGACACACCUGUACGUGUGAUUCCAGGCCAGCAAAGGCUCCAGCUCACCCAUGACCCUGGUGAGGACAGGCGCUCUAGAAAUGGAUGGAUAGUACAGUAGAAUUGAUUAAAUUCUAAAUGUAUGACAUUAAUAACACCUGUUUGGUUUGUUUAGUAGUGAUCUCCUAACAUGCCAACAUUUAGUUUUUAUCAUUCCAAUGCCUUCUCUCUUUAAAAGCUUCUCCACGGGAGACAAAAACGCAGAAUGGUAGUAGCCACAAUGAAAAGAGGAUGUAAAUUGUAUGUUUUUUGUUGUUUUGUUGUUCUCCAGGUCUAAAAAUGAAUACAGCUACAAACAUUUUACAGUGCUGUUAUGUAUUGAGCUAAUAAAUACUGGAAUACA
Dunckerocampus dactyliophorus (ringed pipefish) is the source of this 2622-nucleotide messenger RNA. Its product is annotated as ras-related protein Rab-5A. The transcript is spliced from 6 exons. The coding region runs from base 245 to 895 and encodes 216 amino acids. Gene Ontology annotation, molecular function: GTP binding; GTPase activity. NCBI's taxonomy places the organism in Eukaryota, Metazoa, Chordata, Actinopteri, Syngnathiformes, Syngnathidae. The record is from RefSeq and is a predicted model, not a curated record.